AGUGGCUUAAUGAAUUAUGAAGACGCUCCGAACGUCAGGGAUGUCGUAAAAUCGGCUAUGCUACACGAAAUCAGCACUUCCCACAAACCACAUUUUGGUGCAGCCUUUAUUAUCCGGUUAACAAUGGCGUUAAAACGCCCACCUUCUUAACAUUCCUGCAGUUGAUUAACCAGUCAGUUAAAACAUUUCAAACGUCCCGACCUUCGCAUUUCCCGGUAUGAGCUAUGGAAUGUAGAAUAACUUGCAUUGUGUUGUAAAAUCUGGCGAUCGGGCGGGAGGUGGGCGUGUAUGGGUUAGGUAUAAAUUCCACAUGCGAGCUCCCCAGGUGUACAGGAACACGAGCAUUCCAGUGUCUCGUGCAUUUUCACUCACAGGUAGUUGCAAGUGCAAGGAGAAGACAUGACUAUCCUUAGUAACAUCGCAAUUGUCCUGGUUUUUGCCUGCAUCGCUCAGCUGGUACUGGUUGCGGACUGUCGGAAGGGCCAGGGUAAAAAGGGAAAGAAGGACAGCCGGGGGACAGAGAGUAUGGAACGAGCGCCAAAGCCGGAUCCGAUACAGCCUUCUUACCGAAACGAGAAAGAACAGAAGAGCCCAUCUGUAAAGGGGGUGGCCAAGGGCAAAUUUGUAACUAAAGACAAAACUCAAUGCACCUGGGUAGCAAUCGGAGAGGACGUGUUCACCCUUGGUGUUAACUGCAAGAAAGGAGGGGACAAUUUUGAUUGCGAGUACAAAGCAAUACCCACAGCUUGCCCCGAGUAUGCGUCCCGUGUCAAAGCCUACUGGAAACAGAUUGCCCGUUCUCUGAAGAAACAGAAGGCUCUCUGCAAGGACCCCGCGGCGUUAGUGAAAGCCGGUAUGUGCAAACGUGCCCCAAAGACCGCCCAUUUCAAACUUAGCAACACGCCAAGUAAGCACCCAGAAAGCGCAACACAUCCCCCUCCCUCACCGAGCGGUAAAUCGUGCACCGAGUAUCAGAAGCAACGAGCAGAAGAACACUGCAGCGAAUCGUGGUCAAGUUUGUGUACUUUAUUUUUCUCAAUGGUGCAGGGUGGUGAGGACUGUUGAACAUACAUUUAUCCAUGCUUUCCUCUUACGCUAUUGUCAAUGUCAAUGUUUUGAUCCCAACGAAUAUCAAAAUUUAAAGAGGAGAUUUGUAUGAAUCUCGUUUAACUGUAUGCAAAAAUGCACUAUUUGUAACAUACGUAUACGCUCAGGUGUUUUGCUGUGUACCCUUGUAGUCGCUUUAUCUGUCCUUGUGUAUUUAUAAGUUGUGAUAAAACAAUAAAUAAUUUUAUUUAUUUUA
Messenger RNA from Anguilla rostrata (American eel), 1303 nucleotides. It is a transcript of the gene fgfbp1a, whose product is annotated as fibroblast growth factor binding protein 1a. Gene Ontology annotation, biological process: cell-cell signaling. Gene Ontology annotation, molecular function: growth factor binding. The transcript has 2 exons. The record is from RefSeq and is a predicted model, not a curated record. NCBI's taxonomy places the organism in Eukaryota, Metazoa, Chordata, Actinopteri, Anguilliformes, Anguillidae. Bases 400 to 1065 code for a protein of 221 amino acids.